This is a messenger RNA of Leptopilina heterotoma, 798 nucleotides long. RefSeq names its product UDP-N-acetylglucosamine transferase subunit ALG13 homolog (gene Alg13). Gene Ontology annotation, molecular function: hexosyltransferase activity. The record is from RefSeq and is a predicted model, not a curated record. The transcript has 2 exons. The coding region runs from base 231 to 734 and encodes 167 amino acids. Gene Ontology annotation, biological process: dolichol-linked oligosaccharide biosynthetic process. NCBI's taxonomy places the organism in Eukaryota, Metazoa, Arthropoda, Insecta, Hymenoptera, Figitidae.
UAUCAAUUGUUGUUAAUUUGUUUGUUUAGAUAAAGUUUAGUUGUUUACGUUCUUUAGUAGUCGUUAUUUGCUAUAUAAAUAAUAGUAAACUAUUUUAAAAGUCUAGGUAUUUAUUUAAAAAUAUUACUAAUAAUUAUUUUGUUAAUAAUUGAAAUGAAUUUUCUCAUUUGUAAAUAAACGAAUAAAUAAAAUUUUGUCAUAAACAAAAAAAAGUGAAUUUUAACCUAAAAAUGAGUGGAAAAACAAUAUUUGUCACUGUGGGAACAACAAAAUUUGAUAAUUUAAUAACAACUGUAACCAGCAAUGAUGUUUUGAAGGUAUUAAAUAAAAUGGGAUAUAAUCAUUUAGUAUUGCAAAUCGGUAACACUAGUUUGGAUCCUGAUUGUACGGCUCGCUGUGGAUUCAAAAAAAUUGAAUCAUUUCAUUUAUCACCGUCUCUUGAGAAAUAUAUUUCAUCAGCUGAUUUAAUAAUUAGUCACGCAGGAGCCGGAAGUUGUUUGGAGGCACUCGAAGCUAAAAAGCCAUUAAUUGUCGUAACAAAUGAAUUACUAAUGGACAAUCAUCAACUGGAAUUAGCUGAACAGCUAUAUAAAGAUGGUUACUUAUACUAUUGCACCUGCAGCACUUUAUUAAAUACUCUUCAAACGUCAGAUUUAUCCGAAUUAAAACCAUUCGUCUAUGAAAAAAGUAAACAAAUAGCUGCCGAAAUUGAUAAAUUUAUGGGUUUCGCUUGAAUUAUGUUUCAAUGAAAAUUUUUUAACUAGAAACGAAAUUAAUAUAAAUAAUCUCCAGGAUUAA